Molecule: messenger RNA, 3790 nt
Organism: Morone saxatilis (striped sea-bass)
Lineage: Eukaryota; Metazoa; Chordata; Actinopteri; Moronidae
Gene: cand2
Product: cullin-associated and neddylation-dissociated 2 (putative)
Biological process (GO): SCF complex assembly; protein ubiquitination
Cellular component (GO): nucleus
Source: RefSeq, a predicted model, not a curated record
UGUGUGUGUGUGUGUGCGACCAGGUUCAUGGCCACCAACGACCUGAUGCUGGAGCUCCAGAAGGACAGCAUUAAACUGGACGAGGACAGCGAGAGGAAGGUUGUGACGAUGCUGCUCAAACUGCUGGAGGACAAGAACGGGGAGGUUCAGAACCUGGCUGUGAAAUGCCUGGCCCCUCUGGUGAGCAAGGUGAAGGAGCCUCAGGUGGAGACGAUGGUGGACACGCUCUGUUCCAACAUGAUGUCCGACAAAGAGCAGCUGAGAGACAUUUCCAGUAUGGGACUGAAGACUGUGAUCGCUGAGCUGCCGCUGUCUUCAUCAGGUUUGACUCUGACAGCCAGUGUGUGUAAGAAGAUUACCUCUCAGCUGAUUGGUGCAAUGGGGAAACACGAGGACGUGUCAGUUCAGUUAGAGGCUCUGGACAUCCUGUCGGACAUGUUGGGAAGGCUCAGCGGUGCUCUGGUGAGUUUUCACAGCUCUCUGCUCUCCAGUCUGCUCCCUCAGUUAACCAGCCCCAGGAUGGCGGUCAGGAAGCGCUCCAUCAUGGCUCUCGGUCACCUGGUGCCCUGCUGUAGCCCCGCCCUUUUCUCCCAGCUGACCGAACACCUGAUGACGGAGCUCUCCAAGGCCCCGCCCACCUCGAUGACGAGGACGUACAUCCAGUGCCUAGCAACCAUCAGUCGUCAGGGCGGGCAUCGAGUCGGUGUCCAAAGGAGAUGUCCCCCCAUGUUGCCACGAUAACGCAGCUGUGUCUUAAGUUCAUGACCUUUGACCCUAACUACAAUUAUGAUGACGAUGAGGAGGAGGAAGAAGAUAGCAUGGAUAUAGAGGACGGGCUUGAUGAAGAGUCAGACGAUGAGUACAGCGACGACGACGACAUGAGCUGGAAGGUGCGGCGCUCCUCCAUCAAGUGUCUGGAGGCUUUGAUCAGCACGAGGCGGGACCUUCUCCUCUCCUUCUACUCCUCCGUCUGCCCCGCUCUACUGGCCCGGUUCAAGGAGCGCGAGGAGAACGUGAGGGCCGACGUCUUCGCUGCCUUUUCAACGCUACUGAGGCAAACGCGAGGGGGGUCGAGUCACCACGGCCUCAUCACGGCUGGUUCAGACUCAAGGCUGAGCCGGGAGGAGGAGCCGGCAGUCGCCUUGCUGAAGAAACAGGUGCCGGUGAUCGUGAAGGCUCUCCACAGACAGCUGAAGGAGAAGAGCAUUAAAUCUCGACAGGGCUGCUUCUGUCUCCUCACUGAACUGGCUCACACUGUAACUGGAGCCCUGGAGCAACAUAUACCUGCUCUAAUACCUGGCAUUGUCUUCUCCCUGACAGACAAGUCCACCUCCUCCACAAUGAGGAUCGAUGCCCUCUCCUUCUUCCACGUCCUCCUCCUCUCCCACCCUCCUCAAGCCUUUCAGCCACACAUGCAGGUGCUGCUGCCUCCGGUGGUGGCGUGUGUGGAAGACAGUUUCUAUAAAAUCACCUCAGAGGCUCUGCUGGUCGCCCAGCAGCUGGUCAGAGUGAUGAGGCCGCAGGGACAGACCGCCACAGCGGGAGGAUUCGACCCAAAACCAUUCGUCAGAGAGGUGUUUUCUGUAACCCUGAAGAGGCUGAAAGCAACAGACAUCGACCAGGAAGUGAAAGAGAGGGCUAUUUCUUGUAUGGGUCACAUGGUGUGUCACCUUGGCGACCACCUGCGGGCGGAGCUGCAGGGUGUAUUAACGAUAUUCCUGGAGAGGUUAAAGAAUGAGAUCACAAGACUGACAGCAGUUCGGACCAUCGCCCUCAUCUCUGCUUCUCCAUUAAAGAUCGACUUGUCGUCCAUCCUGCCCGAAGCUCUGUCUGUGCUGGGUUCGUUCUUGAGGAAGAACCAGCGGGUGCUGAAGCUCGGCACGCUGGCGUGUCUGACCACACUGGUCACGCAUCACGCUGCCACCAUCAAACCCGCAGCACUGGAGCCCGUGCUCAGUGAACUUCCUGCUCUGGUGGAUGAGAGCGACAUGCACGUGUCACAGGUAUCCGUCACCUUGCUGACCUGCAUGGCCAAAGCCUGCCCCUCCUCUCUGGCUAAGAUCAGCUCCUCCGUGCUGCCGGGAGUCUUCAGACUCGUCCAUUCACCACUGCUGCAGGGUGGAGCGCUGGCAGCCAUACUGGACUUCCUGCAGGCACUGGUGCUGUCCAAAACCAGUAACCUGGGCUACAGUCAGUUGCUGAAGUCUCUCACAGAUCCGUUUCACAGCUCUCAGUCCUCAGUGGACGGCACCGUCAUCCACAGACAGUCGUACCACUCGGUGGCUCGCUGUGUGGCUGCUCUGUCCUCCGCCUGCCCCAAAGAAACACCGGGCACUGUCGCCGGCCUCCUGCAGGAGAUUAAGAGUCCUGGUUCUCCAGAGUCUGCUCGAGUCCUCGCUCUGUUGUGUCUGGGGGAGGUGGGGAGGACCGGCAGCCUGGGAGGAAGCAAGGAGGUGCAGGGAGUCAUCCUGGAGGCCAUCGCCUCAACCAAUGAAGAGGUGAAGACGGCAGCGUCCUGCGCUUUAGGCAGCAUGGCGGUCGGCAGCCUGAACGACUACCUGCCCUUCCUGCUGAAGGAGAUCUCCUCACAGCCGCGCAGACAAUACCUGCUCCUACACUCACUCAAAGAGGUCAUCAGUGCCUGUCCAGCCUCUAGUCUCUCGCCCCAUGUGGAGUCUAUCUGGACCUUGCUGUUUCAGAACUGCGAGUGUCAGGAGGAGGGGACCAGAAACCUGGUGGCCGAAUGUCUGGGAAAACUGACUCUAGUCAACGCUGCCCAACUAUUACCCAGACUUAAACAGCAACUUAAAGCUGGCUCUCCUCUGGCUCGAAGCACAGUGGUCACCGCUAUCAAGUUCACUAUUGUUGACCAACCUGCUCCCAUAGAUUCACUGCUGAAGGACUGCAUCGGUGACUUCCUGAAGACACUGCAGGAUAAGGACAUCAACGUGCGCCGUGUCGCUUUGGUGAUGUUUAACUCUGCAGCUCACAACAAACCAUCCCUCAUUCGUGGUCUCCUAGCAACAGUGCUGCCUCACCUGUAUAAGGAGACCCAGAUCAGGAAGGACCUCAUCAGAGAAGUGGAGAUGGGUCCAUUCAAACACACUGUGGAUGAUGGGUUGGACGUGCGUAAAGCGGCGUUCGAGUGUAUGUACACUCUGCUGGACAGCUGCCUGGAGGGGUUGGACGUCCUGCAGUUCCUCGAUCAUGUAGAGGAAGGACUCAAAGAUCACUAUGAUAUCAGGAUGCUCACUUUCCUGAUGUUAGCCAGACUGGCGUCUCUGUGUCCUGCUGCCGUUCUCCAAAGACUGGACAGACUGAUAGAACCGCUGAAGGCCACCUGCACUACCAAGGUGAAGGCCGGCUCUGUGAAGCAGGAGUUUGAGAAGCAGGAGGAGUUGCGGCGCUCUGCCAUGCGCGCCGUCGCCGCCCUGCUGGCCGUGCCCGAGGUGGAGAAGAGUCCCAGCAUGGCCGACUUCGCCAACCAGAUCAGAACCAACGCUGACAUGGCGUCCAUCUACCAGAGCGUCCAGGGAGGAGAGGGAGGGAGCUUUGGACCCGCAGAGAGCAUGGACAUGAGCUAGACACCGGAUGUUUGAUUAUGAUGGGUUUUUUAUAGACACGGUUUAGAAACAGUAGAUAAAAACACUCUUGUUAGACAUUUCCUCUCUGGCAUAAACAUCCAUUUAAUGAUUAACAUGGUCAACUUACUCACAGUUUCUUUUUGUGUUUAGUAAGAUUUCGGAUUUGAUUAAAUUCACAUGAAAUAAAGUGGAAGCAAAACUGUGAA